Molecule: messenger RNA, 555 nt
Organism: Linderina pennispora
Lineage: Eukaryota; Fungi; Kickxellomycota; Kickxellomycetes; Kickxellales; Kickxellaceae
Exons: 1
Coding region: 110-469 (119 amino acids)
Source: RefSeq, a predicted model, not a curated record
CCCACAUUGGGUGUCGUCCCACUCCACCUCCCUCAUGACUUUUUUUGUGCCCACCCGACGAACAUGUCCGCUUUGUCCACGGCCCCUAUGCCAUUGAGAUAGCGCCUCCAUGGUGGAACCAACAAUAAGACAUACUGCGUUCCUAUUCUGCUGUGUGAGCCACGGAUCUGGUGGCAGCUGGCUUUCUUUUUCACCACCCGAUGAGCAUUGGAUACCUUACAUUCUUGUGCCGAACAGUCUUGCAAAGACAUUGAAAAGCCAACCACCCCCACCACUCUCCUGCAAGGGCAUUGGCAAGAGCCAGGUGCUCUAUGUCAUCUACAACAGCCAACAGAGGGAGACUGCGGCCCCGGUAAAAAAAAACGACAUUCACUGGCUGAGUCGCACACCACGGAUCUGCCUGCCUGCCAAUUGCACGCCAGUGAUCAGACACCCCCUUCCCAAUGCUUUCUCCGAGCACCCCACAUGAGCAGCCAUUUGAGAUCGCAUCCCUGUCGCUGAGUCCGUCUUUUUUGCGUGAUCCCGCCCCUUUCCAUUAUCUAGCACCAAUAAUCC